UCGACGAAGAGCCAGCGCUGUCAAAGUGACAGAAAAGGGACGAUACGGCUAUUUCCAACUAGUUCAGGAAGAAAAGUUCAGGGUGAAAUAUUUGAUACAACGAGCCGGAUUUUCCUUUCCACUUGGGACAAGUGGUACACUGACUUAGAACGUAACGAACGCUUAGGAAUAAAAAUGUCCCCCAAACUGUGUAGCGGUACCUGGUUGCUGCUGUUGGCAACGAUUUGUAAUUUCUGCAUACUGGUACUCACCGAACUGCCCCGUCCUCGAGGUGUUUCUAUACCGCAGGCUAGCUUAUAUGAGGAUCGUGCUGGAAGUGGUCAGUUCGUUUGUCUUGAUGGAAAAAAGGUGAUACACCGAGAACGCAUCAACGAUGAUUAUUGCGAUUGUGACGACGGUAGCGAUGAACCGGGGACGGCCGCAUGCCCAGGCGGGUCUUUUCAUUGCACUAAUGCCGGCUACAAACCACUGAGUAUCCCAAGCUCGAGGGUAAACGAUGGUAUCUGUGAUUGCUGCGAUGCAUCCGAUGAGUAUGCUUCACAGGCCAACUGUGUUAACACGUGCAGCGAGCUCGGGAAAGAGGAUCGAAUGCGUGAGAAACAGCGUAGCGAGAUGCUGAAGACGGGUAACCAGCUUCGGCUUGAGAUGAGCCAACGAGGGAAAGCUUUGAAGGAUGAACAGCGUACCCGGCUUGCUGAUCUCGACAAAAACCGUGCCGAGGCUGAAGCACUGAAGCAGGAAAAGGCAACACUUAAAGGUGAAGCGGAAGAGUUGGAAAAUGCGGCUCUCAAGAUGUAUCGUGACCGCGAGGAAGAAGCUAAAAAACUGAAAGAAGAAACGGAAGCAGUGAACAAUCGAGAUGAAGCCGAAGAAACGUUCCGAAAGUACGAUUCUAACCAGAAUCAAAUGCUCGAGCUUGUCGAACUGCAAACGCGAAUCGUAUUCGAUCGCAAUCGGGACGGUGCGGUAACGGAAGAUGAGGCACGCUUCUUCCUAGAUGAACGGGAUCAGGUGGAUUUUGAAACUUUCGUAACGCUAUGCUGGCCGCGCAUCAAACCGUUUCUUAUGAUGGAUUCCGGACUAUUUAAACCACCGAGCGAAGAGCAUGGCGAGGAGGAGGUGCUUGAAGAAACUGAAGAAGCGGAGCUACAGAACUCCGAAGCAUACGAUCUGGAGGGAAGCGAACCCAGCGACCCAACGGUGAAAGAUAACUCGUACGGGGAUGAGGAAUAUCAACCACACAACGCGGAUGAGGAGGACGAUGAAACGCUCGAUGAGCACGAAGAAGAUGAAGGGGAGGAUGUGGGUGAGGGAGAGAUUGAAGCGGCACGGGGUGCUGAAAAACCACCCAUCGAGUAUGAUCCCGUCACGCAGGAUUUGAUCAACAAGGCAAAUGAAGCACGUAAUCAGUACACGGAAGCUGAUCGUCACGUGCGUGAAAUGGAACAGGAAAUUCGCAGCAUAAAAGAACUGUUGGACAAAGAUUACGGUAAGGAGGAAGAAUUUGCCGCCCUGAAUGGGGAGUGUUUCAACUUUGAGGAUAGGGAAUACGUGUACAAACUGUGUCCGUUUGACAAGGCAAGCCAACAGCCACGUAAUGGUGGGGCUGAGACGAGAUUGGGAACCUGGGACCGAUGGAACGGACCGGGAGAUUACAGCGCAAUGAUUUACUCGAACGGAGCACCUUGCUGGAACGGUCCUCAACGAUCCACCUUGGUUCAUCUAGAGUGUGGACUCGAUACCAGAGUUCUAUCCGUCGCGGAGCCGAACAGGUGCGAAUACGAGUAUCGUAUGCAAACGCCAGCCGCUUGUUUCUAUCUAGACGAUCAAUCGAACGGUCCCAAAGAAACGCACGAUGAGCUGUAGUUUUAAAGCGCCGGAAAGCGAUCUGAGGCAUCUACAAUACGGACGGAAGAGCUUCGAAGGCAAUGAGGUUCGUUGCUUAUCAUUCGUCAAUUUAUGGAUGUGCUGGAUGAUGUUUCCGUAGCAUUGCCGACGAUCGUCCUAAUCGAAUCAACAUUCCCUCGCUCGUGUGUGGCGAGAGAAAAUUAUCAAUAUUUUUGUUAGGAACGGAGUUAGAUGCGAAAAUGACUGACAACACGUGUACUUCGCGUGACGGUAACAUUGAUUCUUCACAUAGCGGUACAUUCGAUGGUCAUUUCUUUUUUUUUUCAUCGUAGAACAUCGUUUCCUAGAAGGAAGAAGAUGAUUCACCUUUAGGAGAAUAGUAGUUUAUGGUACGAUCGUCAAAUUGCAGCCAUUCCAAUGCUCAGGUCAACGAAUGAUAAAUGGAUGAGACAUAGACAGAAAGAAAGAGAGAAAAGUGAGACAUGUACCAUUCAGCUAAUGGGAACCGAAAGAAUUCUAUACCAUUGGUGUUUCUUGUGAUUGUCGUUCGGUUCGGAGCCACCAUGUGUGAGUUAAAUUUCAUUUAUUGGUAUACAAAAUGAUCAAAAAUAUCUUCAUUGUAAAAGACACCGUUCGGGAAGGGUGUGCGAAGGGAAGUAAGAAAACACGUGUGUUUUAUGAAACGAAUAGAUGAAUAAUAAAAAACAAAAUUAUCUACA
This is a messenger RNA of Anopheles moucheti, 2567 nucleotides long. RefSeq names its product glucosidase 2 subunit beta (gene GCS2beta). The record is from RefSeq and is a predicted model, not a curated record. Gene Ontology annotation, cellular component: glucosidase II complex. Gene Ontology annotation, molecular function: protein binding. Lineage: Eukaryota; Metazoa; Arthropoda; Insecta; Diptera; Culicidae. The transcript is spliced from 3 exons. The coding region runs from base 175 to 1866 and encodes 563 amino acids. Gene Ontology annotation, biological process: N-glycan processing.